GCAAACAAACUCCACCCUCAGAAAACGCAAACGACACAGAUUCUCGGCACAAGCCAACGACAAAGCUUCCAAUUCUAAAAUCACAAAAAAAAAAAGGAAAAAAAAAAAACAUCGUCAGGGUGAAACAUUUUUGGUUGGCUAUUUAAAGAGUGAGUGUAAAGAAAUGGUGAAGCCUGGUGGCGUGGAAAAAGCUACGGAGGAGCGAACCAAUACGUCGUACAGGGGAGUACGGAAGAGGAAGUGGGGAAAAUACGUGUCGGAAAUUAGGCUUCCCAACAGCCGUCAAAGGAUUUGGUUGGGUUCCUACGACAGCGCCGAGAAGGCGGCGCGCGCUUUCGACGCGGCCAUGUUCUGCUUACGUGGCAGCGGCGCCAAAUUUAACUUCCCGAAUGACCCGCCCAACAUCGCCGGGGGGAGGACCAUGACCCGCCCUCAGAUUCAGAUAGCCGCGGCUCGUUUCGCCAAUUCGGAGCCCCAGAAAGAGUGUUCGGGUCAGCAACACGUGGAGUCUUUAGCUUCGGACGAGGAAACGGCGUCGUUCAGGUUGGAGUCGUCGUCGUCUCCUCCUCUCUCCGACGUGUCGGUUCAGAACGACCCCAUAUUCCAAAACGGGUCAUUUCCCGAUCCGUUUUCGGAUCUCGGGUCGAGCAGUUUCGCCCCCGAGUUCUCCGAUUUUCCGUGUUAUGACGAUUUCAGCCGCGAUUUCUUCAUGCCGGGGCUUCCGAGUUUCGAUGACGGAGAAGAGAACGUGGACGGGAUGAUAGUUCAGGGCCCGUUGUGGAACUUCUAAGAGGGUCAGGGUUUGGAUAAUUUUAUUAUAUCCAAUUCCGGGACCAGAAUCGGGUUUGGGUUGGUCAAUUUUUGUUAGGCCAAGCCCUAUGUGUUGGUAGUUACUCAUGAAAAUGAUUUCUUUAAUUAUUUACCAAGUAGUCAAGGGUUCGAAUUUUAGAGAUGGGAACAUAAUUCAGUUAGUUGUCACGAAUUAAUUGUAAAGUUGUCUGCUCAUAAUGUAACUUCUGGGACAUUUAUUGAAUUUUUAAGGAUAA
This is a messenger RNA of Vigna unguiculata (cowpea), 1046 nucleotides long. Its product is annotated as Integrase-type DNA-binding superfamily protein. Gene Ontology annotation, biological process: regulation of DNA-templated transcription. Gene Ontology annotation, molecular function: DNA binding; DNA-binding transcription factor activity. Lineage: Eukaryota; Viridiplantae; Streptophyta; Magnoliopsida; Fabales; Fabaceae. The record is from RefSeq and is a predicted model, not a curated record.